Amaranthus tricolor (Joseph's coat) is the source of this 3310-nucleotide messenger RNA. Its product is annotated as BTB/POZ domain-containing protein At5g41330. Gene Ontology annotation, molecular function: protein binding. Gene Ontology annotation, biological process: protein homooligomerization. Bases 170 to 1549 code for a protein of 459 amino acids. NCBI's taxonomy places the organism in Eukaryota, Viridiplantae, Streptophyta, Magnoliopsida, Caryophyllales, Amaranthaceae. The record is from RefSeq and is a predicted model, not a curated record. The transcript has a single exon.
UAUUUUUUUAACAAAUGAAGAUCCAUAAGGCCAUAAGUCAACACAAACCGCUUGAAACUAAAAACAAUCCGUCUCACUCUCUUCUUACUCAGUGCUUUGUUCCAAUUCCAUCUUCCUGGCUCCUGUUUUUUUGUGUUUAGCAAAUCGAAGGUAAGAUCUUGAAUCAGCCAUGGAUGCUUCACUUGAAUCCAAACAAGAAUCAAUAAACAAUAUUAUUACCCUUAAUGUUGGUGGUGAGCUUUUCCAAACUACCCAUCAAACCCUAGCUUUAUCUGGUUCUAAUUCGUUCCUUUCCACAAUUCCCAAUCAUUCAGAUACACCCUUUUUCAUUGAUAGAGAUCCUGAACUCUUUUCAAUCUUACUUUCUGUUCUUAGAACUGGAAAUCUCCCUUCCAAAUUCAAAACAAUUAAUCUUCAAGAUCUUAUUUAUGAAUCCCAAUUCUAUAGAAUCGAGCACAUUUUAAAGAAUUCUCUUUCAAACCCAUCUCAGUUCAACCCUUUAAAUCUCCAAAAAUCAUUGAUUCUUCCCUUAAAUGGAAGAGAUACCCCUUCUGCUAUUUCAACGACGUCGUUUGGCUCUGUUCAUCUUGCUCAUGGUAGUAAAAUCACAUCAUUUGAUUGGUCUUUAUCCAUGAAAUCAACCAUUUUGACCCAAUUUGUUGCAAUUGAUUCUCUUUUAGCCCUUUCUCCUAAUUUAGCUGCUGCUGGUGCCAUUGAUUUUUCCGGCCUGCAAAUCAUUGAUCUUCAAAAGGGUUUUGUGAAAAGCACUUUAGAUUGGCAGAAUUCAACUAGGUCUAGUUCUAAUGUUCAAUCCAUUGCUUCAUCUAAUCACUAUUUGUUCACUAGUUUUGAAUCUGGUAGGAGGAAUUCCAAUGCUAUUCUUGUUUAUGAUCUCUUAAAUGAUCUAAAACCUGUCAUCGAAAUUGGGUGUAACGAGAUUUUUGGUGCAGAAUUCAAUUGUUCUGCUAUCCCAGCUACAAAAUUGAGCUGGGUUUCUACUUAUAAUCUGUUAAUGUCAUCUGGGUCUCAUAGUGGACCCACUGGUGUAUUAGGAAACAUAAAAUUAUGGGAUAUUAGGUCAGGAAAUUUAGUUUGGGAGAUGAAUGAAAAAGUGGAUUGUUUUGCUGAUGUUUCUGUUUCCAAUUCAUUGUCAUGUAUGUUUAAAGUUGGUAUAAAUUCCGGUGAAGUAUCUUUCGUCGAUAUGAGAAACCUAAGUCCCGAGAGCGAAUGGGUGUGUUUAGGGAACGAAACGAGGUUGAAAACCGCGAAAAAAGAGGGAUUAGGCUGUAAGGUAGAAUGCCAUGGAGAUCGUGUUUUUGUUAGUAAAGGUGGGGAUGUUGAGUUAUGGUCAGAGGUAGUAUUGGUUAGUUCAAAUGGGGGUGAAAAUGUGUUGAAUGAUAGGGUUUUUAAGAGGAAUUUGAUGGGAAGAGCUAAGGAUAUGAGUAGUAAUCGAAUUACGAACUUGAGAUUUGGCGGGAAUAAGAUGUUUGUCACAAGAAAGGAUCAACCGGUUGUUGAAGUUUGGGAGUGCUCGACUCAAGGAUUGUAAAUUCGUUUACUCGAAUAUUUUGUAGUUUCGGAAGUUGGUUUACAUUCGUUUACUCAAACGUAUGAUGAACUUUUUGUUGUGAUUUGUAAAUUCGUGUUGUAUCAAGUGAGUCUUGAAGGAAACUAAUGAGUAAUUGCAUUUUCAUUGCUUUAUGUUAGUUAUUUCUCUGUUAUGUUUGGGACGUUUUACCAGUUUGUGGCUGUCUCCCCCUUGAGGGCAUCUCCCUCGACCCUCAACCCUCGACCCUCAACCCUCGACUAUGAGUCUAUGACCUUCCUCGACCCCUUCUCGUGGGCAAGCUGAAUGACCUAAUUUGCUGCGAUGAUCUGUGCCAUCUCGGGACUGGCCAGGUUCCACUGAGAACGAGAACCUGCAUACAAUGGCCUCGUCAGUCUCUACUAGGGGUGUUCAAUGGGCCGCGCGCGCCCCCAUUUGAGCCCUUAUCCUGCCCGUUUUUAGAAGGGUUUUAAAAGGGACGGGCCAAAUUGGAUCGGGCCAAAAACAAACUCAACUAUAAUUAAAAUGAAGUGGGCUAUAAAAAGGGCUCAAUAAGGAUCGAAACAGGCCUUCAUAAAUAGCAUAAUUAGUCUCUACUGGUGCCAUGAUCUUUGUCAUCUCGGGACUGGCUAGGUUCCACUCAGAAUGAGCGAGAACCUGCAUACAAUGGCAUAUCACAAAUUCUUGUAUGAGACAGUCUCACCGUGAGACAUACCUUAUAUUUGGGUUAAAUAGCUUAAUAAUAGAAACAUUUAGCUUAUGCGCUUCUUGUUUUGGGGUCGUCCCACCGUGAGAUGGUCUCAUACAAGACGAGUUAAAGUAUUCCCUUUCCAUUUCAUUUUCAACACUCAUACCAAACACCUCCUCAAUGUCCAAACUUCGGAGCUAAGAAUCUCACAUACACUAAAACAGAGGCCUUACCUAGAAGUGUAUCUUCGGGUGAUGAAACACUAAAAUGUCGAGUGUUCAGUUCAUCCUAUAGUAGUAUCCUAGAACCGCCCCUAAUUGCCAAGCAUCUUAUACUCAUACCAAACACCUCCUCAAUGUCCAAACUUCGGAGCUAAAGAAUCUCACAUACACUAAAACAGAGGCCUUACCUAGAAGUGUAUAUUCUGAUGAUGAAACACUAAAAUAUCGAGUGUUCAGCUCAUCCUAUAGUAGUAUCCUAGAACCGCCCCUAAUUGCCAAGCAUCUUAUACUCAUACCAAACACCUCCUCAAUGUCAAAACUUCGGAGCUAAAGAAUCUCACAUACACUAAAACUAGGCAUGGCCACGGUCCGGGUUGGUCCGGUUCCGUUCCGGUUCCAUCCGGUUCCGGUUCCACCCGGUUCCGGUUCCAUUUGGAACCUGUCGCGAACGGUUCCGGUUCCGGUUCCGGUUCCGGGCGGUUCCAAACGGUUCCUUAGCGGUUCAUGAGGCGGUUCCGGCGGUUCCAACUCACAGGACGGGCGGGUCGGACCAUCGGUUCCAUUUUAAUUUUUUCUUUAAAUUUUUGUAUAAUAAAAAAAUACUAUAAUAUCGCGGACGUACCUUUGAUGAUUACUUGAUUAUUAGCGAAAUUCAUUGCAUGUCAAGUUGUCAUCGUUAUUGAAAUAUUUACUAAAAUGAAUGGAAAAAAAUUAAUUAAUAAGAAACGAAUCAAUGAUAAUGUCGAUAAAGAUGAUUAAUAAAAAAAGAGGGAGAAAAUGGACUUGAACCUAGUACCCAAAUGAAUACUAAGCUGCCUACGUAUCCCGAAGGAAUCAAAGCCCACGUAGUUCUUU